UUGUUCUUCAUCCACACCCUCACACAUCAUGUCCGCCAACGCUAAGGUGGAGGCGCCUGCCGCCGCCGCUGCUCCCCAGCUCAGUGGUCUCCAGCUGUACUCCAGAUUCGCCUUCGCUGGUGCUGUCUGCUGCUCCGUCACUCACGGAGCCCUCACUCCUGUCGAUGUCGUCAAGACCAGAAUGCAGCUUGACCCCGUCACCUACAACCGUGGUAUGAUCGGUGGCUUCAAGCAGGUCAUUGCCAACGAGGGUGCUGGCGCUCUCCUCACUGGUUUCGGUCCCACCGCCGCCGGUUACUUCCUCCAGGGUGCUUUCAAGUUCGGUGGUUACGAGUUCUUCAAGCAGCAGUGGAUCAACCAGCUCGGUUACGAGACUGCUUCCAACAACAGAACCGCUGUCUACCUUGCUUCCUCCGCCACCGCCGAAUUCUUCGCUGAUAUCGCUCUCUGCCCUCUUGAGGCCACCCGUAUCCGUCUUGUCUCCCAGCCUACCUUUGCUUCCGGUCUUCUGAGCGGUUUCGGUAAGAUCCUCAAGAACGAGGGUGUCGGUGCUUUCUACUCUGGUUUCGGUCCUAUCCUCUUCAAGCAGGUUCCUUACACCAUGGCCAAGUUCGUCGUCUUCGAGAAGGCUGCUGAGGCUAUCUACGGUUUCGUCGACAAGAACGCUGCUAGCGACGGUACUAAGACUGCUAUCAACCUUGGCUCUGGUCUCAUUGCCGGUUUCGCUGCUGCCCUCGUCUCCCAGCCCGCCGACACCAUGCUCUCCAAGAUCAACAAGACCCCUGGUGCUCCUGGUGAGGGUACUGUCACCCGUCUUAUUAAGAUCGGUAAGGAGCUCGGCUUCAAGGGCUCUUACGCCGGUAUCGGUGCUCGUCUCUUCAUGGUUGGUACUCUGACCGCCGGUCAGUUCGCCAUCUAUGGUGACAUCAAGCGUGUCCUCGGUGCCACCGGUGGUGUUGAGAUCUCCAAAUAGACGUGAAUUUGUGACUGCUUUGGUGUAUUAUAAUGCUCACUAGAUUUGCGUUGCGUAUACAUUGUUUUUCAAUAGAUUUUUCUGUUAGAAGAAGAGUCUUGGC
Messenger RNA from Aspergillus ibericus CBS 121593, 1076 nucleotides. RefSeq names its product putative mitochondrial phosphate carrier protein (Mir1). Gene Ontology annotation, biological process: mitochondrial phosphate ion transmembrane transport. The coding region runs from base 29 to 973 and encodes 314 amino acids. Gene Ontology annotation, molecular function: phosphate transmembrane transporter activity. Lineage: Eukaryota; Fungi; Ascomycota; Eurotiomycetes; Eurotiales; Aspergillaceae. The transcript has 3 exons. The record is from RefSeq and is a predicted model, not a curated record. Gene Ontology annotation, cellular component: mitochondrial inner membrane.